Molecule: messenger RNA, 474 nt
Organism: Nerophis lumbriciformis (worm pipefish)
Lineage: Eukaryota; Metazoa; Chordata; Actinopteri; Syngnathiformes; Syngnathidae
Source: RefSeq, a predicted model, not a curated record
AUGGAGGAUGAAGAGGUUGCAGAGAGCUGGGAAGAAGCGGCGGACAGCGGGGAAAUAGAGAGAAGACUUGAGGCAAAAUUGAAAAUAAACCAGCAAGCAAAGAAGCCAAGUUCAAGUUCACCUGUGAGAACUGCAAUUGUAAUCCAGGAUGAAUCUCUUCCUGCAGCCCCGCCCCCACAAAUCAGAAUUUUAAAGCGUCCAUCAAAUAAUGGUACUGCGGGAAAUCCUUCAUCCUCGUCUCGACCUUCCCAACAAAUGAAAUCUUUGGCGCAACGUGAGGCAGAGUACGCAGAGGCUCGUCGUAGGAUUCUGGGUAGUGCUUCAUCAGAUGAUACACCUCAGGACAAUCCAUGCCAAGAGAGGCCAGCUCGAAUGACUGCACAGCCACCAUCCGAACCAGUUCGUCCCAACAAUCAUGUGAUCCGCCAGCCUACCGGGCCCGACGGUACCUCAGGCUUCCGACUUGGCAGAUAA